Molecule: messenger RNA, 1360 nt
Organism: Haliotis rubra (blacklip abalone)
Lineage: Eukaryota; Metazoa; Mollusca; Gastropoda; Lepetellida; Haliotidae
Product: alpha-N-acetylgalactosaminidase-like
Exons: 7
Coding region: 44-1291 (415 amino acids)
Biological process (GO): glycoside catabolic process; oligosaccharide metabolic process; glycosylceramide catabolic process
Cellular component (GO): cytoplasm
Molecular function (GO): alpha-galactosidase activity
Source: RefSeq, a predicted model, not a curated record
CUACAAAGAACGUUGUUAUGUUAAUAACCUGGGUCGUCAGUAAAUGACCAUGAGGUUUCUAAUACUGAUGUGCUCCACGUGGUAUGUUGUCGCCGGCAUCAGUGACGUCGCACCCAUCCCUCCUAUGGGUUGGACGACACAGGGGCUGUUCGACUGCCGUGUCAACUGUACAGCCGGAUUAGAAACAUGUCUCAGCCAAACCUUGAUCAGGCAGAUGGCUGUUACAAUGGCAACAGAUGGAUAUCGAGACGCUGGUUACAAGUACCUCGUCAUUGGUGAUUGUUGGUCGGAGAAGAGGAGGACUGCACAAGGGAGGCUACUCGCAAACAAAAGCCGGUUCCCUGACGGCAUCGCGUCACUGGCUAAAUAUCUCCAUUCAAAGAACUUAAAACUUGGACUUCACAUGGACCUGGGGAUUGUCACAGAAAAUGGGUACCCGGGCUCAAAAGGUCACGUGGCUACAGACGUUGGCGACAUGGCAACGUGGGGAGUAGACAUGAUCUACGUUGAUGGAGUUUCUGAGGAUGUUAAGGAAUUGGAAACUAGUGCUGUAUUCCUUGACAAGAUCAUCAACUCCACUGGGUGGUCUCCCCUUGUUUCCUGUGGUUGGCCUGCGCGACUUGUCCGAGCCAAUAUUACGCCAAACUAUGACGUCAUCAAGGACCUGUGUCACACGUUUCGGAGUACAAAGAAACUGAGUUACACCGCCAUUUGGAAUGACAUCUACAACACCUCACUCUUCUUCACACGCGACGAAUACAACAUCAUAAGCCACCAAGGGCAAGGUCGAUGGAAUGAUCUGGGUAUGUUGUUGCUUGGAUCCAGUAUUCUUCCGGAGAAGUGCACACACACUCAGCUGUCAUUCUGGGCUAUGCUCAAUUCCCCUCUCUUUCUUGGUUCCGAUUUGCGCCACCUAGCGGCUGCUGACAAGGCCGCCGUACUUCGGAAGCCCCUCAUUGGGCUAGAUCAGGACACUCUCGACAAUAACCCAUUGAUCAAAACACAGUAUGGACCGGAAGUUCAGGUGUGGCACCGUUUUCUGACCUAUGCCAACCACGCCGUGCUCGUUGUGUCCUGGGCUCCCCCGGAGGUCAUCCCGCGGCCAAUAGUGACCAACCUCACUCUUCAGGACGCGGGGGUCAAUAUCCAACCAGCCUAUAGUGUACAGGAUCUACCCAGUGGUCAGCCGAUUGGUCACUACUUCACUGAUGACGUCAUCAUGAUACAGGGGGCACCUGUCACUGUCUACCCUGCCGGACACAUCUUGUUGAAGGCCGUCUCUGAGCACUAACCUUUAGAUCUUACGAUGUCAUUUUGCGAGUAGUUCGUAUGGACGUUUUGAAUAAAAUCAUGCAUAUUA